Messenger RNA from Sesamum indicum (sesame), 1727 nucleotides. RefSeq lists its product as uncharacterized. Gene Ontology annotation, molecular function: protein binding. Lineage: Eukaryota; Viridiplantae; Streptophyta; Magnoliopsida; Lamiales; Pedaliaceae. The record is from RefSeq and is a predicted model, not a curated record.
UGCUUCAGUUGAUGUAAUGUACCAGAAAUUUUUCUUUCAAUCCCAUGAAGCAGACAGGUUUCUUGGGCUGCAUGUGCUAUCUGCUCUCUUUGUAUUUUCUCACAAAGUCUCCUUCUCUUUUUGUCUGAUUCUUGCACGCUUUUCCUCUCAACCAAAAGUCAGACAAUUAGACUAAUUUAAAAAAAGUUAGGCCCCAAGAGCUGAUUCAGAAUUCUUGAAAUAUGUCAGUUCAAGAACCACCAAAAGGGUCAGACUCUUUUACUAAUUGUUUCUUUUUCCUAAGGCUCUUUAGUCGCAUGAAACGGCUCCCCCGUUUAAAGGCGGCCGAGAAACAGUGCGAACCGCCACAGCAGGCGGAGAAACCUAUAGAUAUGGAUAUGGAUGCAUGUAAAGAAGCCAGGAUUGAAGUGGGCACAGGAGGAAAUUUAAAGGGUCGUGAUGAUUAUGUUAAUGAUGGUUGGGUGGUUGCCUUGCGAAAGUCUGUGAAGAUGCUUCAUUUCGGGAGCUGGGAGGAGAAAGAAGCGGCGGCGAAAGAGAUAAAGAGGCUGGCGGAAGAAGACUUGAAGCGGCGGAAAACCAUGGCUGAGCUCGGUGUUAUCCCGCCGCUGGUUGCCAUGGUUGGCUCGGAGGUGGUGGCGCGUCAAAGACUGGCUGUUGGGGCGUUGAUUGAGCUCGCUAAUGGCUCUUUCACGAAUAAGGCUCUCAUGGUGGAGGCAGGAAUCUUGUCAAGAUUACCCCAGAACGUCACCGUCUUGGAGGAAACAUCAAAGCAAGAAUUUGCGCGGCUCCUCUUGUCUAUAUCAGCCCUGGCCAACAGCAAAUUCUCCCUCACCUCAGCAAGAAUUAUUCCCCUGGUACUCUCCAUUCUUGAGUCCUGUUCAAGUAUUGAGACCAAAGAAUUAUGUUUAAGCACCUUGCACAAUCUGUCUUCAGUUCUAGAUAAUGCUGGAAGUUUGAUCGCAACAGGGGUUGUCGACAAUUUAAUUAAGCUGUCCUCAGAGAAAGAAUUAUCAGAAAAAGCCUUAGCAACCUUAGGAAACUUAGUUGUAACGUUACCGGGAAGGAAGGGGCUUGAGCAUAAUGCUACGGUGCCCGAGUGCUUGAUAGAGAUCAUGACGUGGGAAGAGAAGCCCAAAUGCCAAGAACUAUCGGCUUACGUUUUGAUGAUUUUGGCUCAUCAGAGCUCCUUGCAAAGGCAGAAAAUGGCAAAGGCUGGAAUCGUUCAAGUUCUUCUUGAAGUAGCAUUACUGGGCAGUCCAUUGGCUCAGAAAAGAGCUCUGAAGAUACUACAAUGGUUUAAGGACGAAAGGCAAAUGAGAGUGGGGGCUCAUUCGGGGCCGCAGGUGGGGAGGAUACUGAGUGUUUCACCCCUCAGUCAGAGGGAUGUUGAUGAAGGGAAGAAAUUGAUGAAGAAAAUUGUGAAGCAGAGCUUAUACAAGAACAUGGAAACGAUUACUCGUCGAGCCAACGGAGCUGAGGAUUCUUCAAAGCUUAAAGCUUUGGUGAUUAGUUCCAGUUCUAAGAGCUUGCCUUACUAGAGAUUGGCAAUGGUCCAGUACAGGAUGCAAUUUUUUUUUUCAUUUUUCUUUGGAAAAUGGUAAAUAUAUGUAUAUGGAGGAAUAAGGUAGCAUCUUUAACAAAGGAAAGAAUUCAGCCUCCUGUUACCUUGCACUUCUUGUGCAACCAAACGUUUGUUGAUUUUGAAUGUAAAUCAUGGGAUUUGUUCA